Molecule: messenger RNA, 1768 nt
Organism: Pygoscelis adeliae (Adelie penguin)
Lineage: Eukaryota; Metazoa; Chordata; Aves; Sphenisciformes; Spheniscidae
Gene: SLC25A43
Product: solute carrier family 25, member 43
Exons: 5
Coding region: 1-828 (275 amino acids)
Biological process (GO): transmembrane transport
Source: RefSeq, a predicted model, not a curated record
AUGGGCUCAGCCGGCGCUGGCCAAUCCGGCCUGCUGCGGCUCUCGCCCGGGCUGACGCUGCGCAGCCUGCUGGGACUUGUUAUACUUUUCACGGAUGAGUUGGGUCAUAUUUCCCACUGGAGAGCCAUCAUGGCAGGAAGUCUGGCUGGCAUGGUUGCAACCAUCGUGACUUACCCCACUGACGUAAUUAAAACACGGCUCAUUGUGCAGAACCGACUGGAACCAUCUUAUGAAGGAAUUCUUCAUGCUUUUUACAAAAUUUAUCAUCAAGAAGGACUCCUUGCACUCUACCGUGGCGUUUCACCAGCUAUAUUAGGUGCUGUCCCAUUUUCUGCAGGCUCAUUCUUUGUUUACAUCAAUCUGGACAAAAUCUGGCGAGAACCCAUAGUUCAUUUCACUCCUCUUCAGAACUUCAUAAACGGCUGUGUAGCAGCUGGUGUGGCACAGACGCUUUCUUUCCCCUUUGAGACUGUCAAGAGGAAGAUGCAGGCACAGAGUCCUUGGCUUCCCCACUAUGGAGCAGUUGAUGUCCAUUUUACUGGCAUGGCUGACUGUUUCCGGCAAACUGUGAAGAACAAAGGUGUACUCGGACUUUGGAGUGGACUCACACCCAGUCUGCUCAAGAUUGUCCCAUACUUCGGUGUUAUGUUUAGCACCUUUGAAUUCUGCAAGCGGGUCUGUCUGUACAGAAACGGUUAUAUUGAAUCUCCUUUAAAUUACAAGCUAACUCCUGGCGUGGACCAGAGUUUACAGCCACAAGAACUGAGAGAAUUAAAGCUCCUCCGAAGGGAAAACUUUGAGUCAAGGAAAUCAGCUCUUGAAAACUGACAUUGGACUGUCCAUUGCAGAUAUACCCACUACCUUUCUUAAGGAACUUUGCAGAAAAGACAUGCUGAACUCACAGGUACCAGCAUCUCAGCGGAUUGCAUGGUUUUAGUCAUGAGACACCAGUGCCAGGAAUGAAUAGAUCUUGUACUUCAUUUGCUGAAUGGAUAUAAACAAUACGAAUAGCAGGCAUAUACUGAAGAGGAGAGAUGCAACUAGUUUGAAAACACUAUGCUAUUGGAACUCGAAAUUACAUUAUUUUAGGUGCUUUUCAAUAGUGAAUAGCCAUUUUGAGAUAAAACCACUUGCAGAAAGGCAAGAGAACUGAGAUGAGAGUAUAAAUUAUAUCUUCAAAAAUAUUAAGAAAAUUCAAAUGGAUUUUUUUAAGUAAUCUGAGAUACCGAGUCAGCCAAAAAUGAUAAACAGACUAGAAUACAUAUAACAUGCAAGAAUUUCUACCAAAAUCUCUUUUUUGUUUGUUUGUUUUAGUGAUACUGUGUGGACGUGGCAUUCUGCAGAUGCAGAAUUAGUCUCAGUUCAGGCACACUCCAGAAUCUACUCUUCAGUUUUGAGACUUACUUAAGAAUAAUAAUUUUGUAUGACUCUGGUGUAAAGAUGAAAAUAUGCUGCUGCAACUGUGCUUUUGCUAAGAGAGAAUUGUAAUGUGCGAAAUGAACUGUAAUACACUGGAAUGACAAUCUUGCAAACUUAAGUGCAUACUAGAAAAUCUUCCCCCCUUUCUCCUGUGUUGUUACUGCAUGUACAUGAGUUAUUUCAGGCUUUGAAAAAUAGUUUUCCUUAAGUUCUCUAACCGAAAUAUUUCCUGAAAAAUGCAGUUCUUAAAUGUGUUAGAUAUUUCAGAGCCACGAGCCCUGUCAUGUUGUUUUGGUAUUCUUAAAGCUCUAUUUUUAUAUUAAACUACUUUUUAGUUCCUGUGCACAGA